Schizophyllum commune H4-8 is the source of this 774-nucleotide messenger RNA. RefSeq lists its product as uncharacterized. The transcript has a single exon. Bases 1 to 774 code for a protein of 257 amino acids. Gene Ontology annotation, molecular function: hydrolase activity, acting on carbon-nitrogen (but not peptide) bonds, in cyclic amides. The record is from RefSeq and is a predicted model, not a curated record. Lineage: Eukaryota; Fungi; Basidiomycota; Agaricomycetes; Agaricales; Schizophyllaceae.
AUGGACGAGCUGAUUCUCGACGCCGGACGAGCUGAUUCUCGACGCGGGCGAGAGGGGACGCGGGCGAGAGGGCGAGAGGGCGAGAGGGCGAGAGGGCGAGCGGGUACGCGGGCGGAGAGCACGUUGGGAGAGCGCGAGAGGGUACGCGGGCGGGAGGGUACGCGGGCGAGAGGGGACGCGGGCGAGAGGGUUAGCGGGCGGGAGGGCGACAGGAAGCACGUUGGGAGAGCGCGAGGAAGCACCUUCGACGUCACCGCCACCCCUCCGAGGGGCGUAUCUUCGCCUGCGCCGCUCCGAGGGGUGGACCUUCACCUCCACUUCAGGGAGGGGCGUAUCUUUGCCUCCGCCGUUUCGAGAGGGGCGUACCCUCGCCUCCACCGCUCCGAGGGGCAGGGACUCACCGCCACCUCUUCGAAGAGACGUACUUUCACCUCAGCCGCUUCGAGCGGACGUACUCUCGCAGCCACCUUUUCGGGGGGCGUGUCUUCACCAGGCCGCUUGGAGGGACGUUUCUUCGCCCGCGCCUCGUCGAGGGGUGGACCUUCACCUCCACCUCUUCGAAGGGUGCGUGCUUUCGCCUCCGUUUUGGAGGGCGUAUCCUCGCCACCACCUCUCCGAGGGGCGUAUAUUCGCCUCCGCCGCUUCGAGGGGCGGGAUUCGCCGCUUCGUGGGGUGUGUUUUCGCCCCCAAUUCUUCGAGGGGCGCACCCGCAUCUCUACCGCUUCGAGGGGAGGGCGUACCUUCGCCGCCGCCACUUCGGAGAGCGGGGAGUGA